Molecule: messenger RNA, 898 nt
Organism: Chenopodium quinoa (quinoa)
Lineage: Eukaryota; Viridiplantae; Streptophyta; Magnoliopsida; Caryophyllales; Amaranthaceae
Exons: 4
Coding region: 322-654 (110 amino acids)
Source: RefSeq, a predicted model, not a curated record
UGACCUUACACUUCAUGUUUUGAUCGACUUAUUUGUUGUUUAGUUGUUUCAGCUGUGACACAAUCCAGUGGUGGACCCACAUAGUCAUUGUGGGUCACAGGACCACCUAUUAAAAAAAAAAAAAAAAAAAAAAAAAAAAAAAACUAAAAAAUUUAGAUCUAUUUUUCCCGGUACUCACUCCUUCCACUCUCCUCCCAGAAGGCACAGACACAGACCUUGGCUUCCUCUCUCUCUCCUCCAUUGAAGCGUACUCGAAAUUCUCCAUUGAAGGGGCUUCUGAGCUUUCUUUCCUCCACUGAAGCAGUCUCAAAGGAUGAAACCAUGAAAAUUCCGAGGGGUGGGGGAAUGGUUUCAGAUUCUUGGGAAAGCCGAGUUCUUGAACGCAGAGGAAGUGUCGAGCACAAGAUUGCUGUGAAAAUCAUAAAAGAGAAUUUGAAAAUGAAGAAAGGAUUGCACCCUCAGAUGCAAUGGAUAUCCUAUGUAACCCAAAGUGGUAGGUUGAUCAAUGUCAUGAUGAGUAAAAUUCACCGAGAACCCAAAGUUUAUCACUUCAGAGCAAAACGUCAGAUGGCUCAAAGCUUGGGGCAGAUUGCCAAGUUCAAGCGUCGUUAUGAGCAGGAGCCGAAAGAUGAGGUUAACAAGGAAGAAAAAUAGGACCUCUAGUUUUAUGUUGACUAAAGCUCAGUUUCUAUGUGCUGAAAUAAAUUUUUAGCUUGGCAUUAUUUGACAUGAAUUUAUGUGCUUAUUUAGAAGGCUAUCAUUUUAUUUUAAUUCUUGUUAUUUGCUUCUUUAUUGGGUUUUAGCGCAAUAUCUUGAGGCUAUCACUUCAGAUAUCAAUAUUGUUAUACUUGGACAAAUGAGGAGAAAUUAUAUCACUUCUGAUAUCAAUAUUGUGUUU